GAUGGCGCUUGGCGCUCUGUAGGACUCACGCGUGAAUUUCUUGUUUUUGUGGAGACGUUUUCAUGGCAGAAUGAAAUGGUAUGAGCGCCAGACCACAGGGCCGUGGUAGGCAAAUACGCAGAGAUCGUUCUCAGCGAAUUAGAGGCCGAGACCACUCUGCAGACUCAGUGAGUAGCACGACUAGUACUCAAAGUGAAAGAGAAAGAGAUCGAGAACGAGAACAACGGAAUGGGCGGAACUCCAGACGUCGUCCUGAAAAGAAAGAUGAGCGAGGCAGACGCAGAAAUGAGGAAGGCAGAAGAGAUAUACCUGAUAGAGAAGGCAGCAAAGCCACUGAUAAGGAUAAAGGAAAGCCACGUUCUGAGUCUGAGAAACAACCACCUCGCGGAAGAGGUGAACCUAACCGAGAUCCUCCAAGGGAGCUAAACCGAGACAGUUUUGGUUCUAAAGGCUCUACCAAUGAACGAAAUAAUAUGUUUGGUGAUGAUUCUCGUUUGUCACAUCUUGUAAAGAGGAUUGGUAAAGAGUCUGAACGGGACAGACGUCUAACUGCGGCUCAGCAGUUUGAGGAAUUCCUAAAUAUUCCCGAUAAUUCUCAGGUGGUAGACAAGCAUGCAGAGAAUCUAUUUAUAGUCUUAGAAGAUGUACUUUUUGAAAGAGGGCAACCAGAGCUGAAGGAAAAAAUAGCAACAUGUGUUGGUAUAAUUGGUGGAAUUUUAGGCAAUGAAGCUGGAAGGUUUUUUCAGUGGAUAUUUGCCAAGCUUGAGUCAUCUGCAUCUGAUGAAGUAAAGAUCUUGCUGCUCACAGCACUCUACAAGGCAAUCCAAGUAGACACGAAGAACAAAUACUUUAGAGAUUUUAUGACGAAUGUCAUGAGUAGCCUGCAGAAUAUCUUGGAAAAUGUAGACACAUCAGACUUACUGCGUGCAGCUUUGAAUGUGAUGAUGCCAAUAGCCAUAGACUAUCCACAUGCCUUUGCUGGUCAUUUCAGGGAUACUGUUGACAUCCUUGUUGGAUGGCAUAUUGACACGUCUCAGCAGACAUCUCUAACCAGUUACACUUCAGAAUGUCUGGUAAAGCUCCAUGACUACUGGGCAUCAGACAUAGCCUUUUCUCUAACACUGCUCAGCCAGUUUUUGGAAGAUAUGGAAGCUUAUGCAGAAGAACUAGGCAUGUUGUCUAACCAAGUGGUCUCUUCAGAAGAAAUCCCAUCGCCAUAUGUGUCUCUCCCAAGGCUGACAGCACUAGUGAGAGUGUUUACAACAGUUGUAAAUGGCAUAGGACCAAGCUUUUCACCAAAUCGAAGUCCAUCUAUUACACCUAUGUUUUUGUUUCAGUUGAUUCAAAGGAUUAUUCAGUGCAUCAACAUGUCAGGGUACUCUUACUAUUAUGAAAAGCUCUUUGUAUCAGCUAAUGAGUGUUUAGAGUCCAUGUGUUCAUGGUUACAGCCUUACUUCUCGUGUUGCUGCGAAAUAACUGCAUCUUUUGUGAUUCAACAACUACAGAGCAGUUCAUGUGUCACAUAUCCUCAUAUAAUGUCUGCUCUUCAACUAAUACAGAAGGUCAUCAUUCAUGUUAAUACAGCUAUCCCAGCCACUUUCAUUCAACAACUCUUAGAACCAGACUCUCCUAUAAUGAAGUUGCGCUCAUGCUCUGAUCAAGCAGUGCUGUCAUCAGUGAUGAAGAUUUAUCAGGGUUUCCUUGGUAUUCAUGAUGUUCCACUUUUGGAGACAGCUUACAGAAUUGCUGUGAAAGAACUGAUCGGCAGCUUUAACCUUCUGCGUAAAACACUUCCAAGCUUGGAAAUGAGUGACAAUAACUUAGAGCCUCUUUCAAGUAGCAGUAACAAAGAAACAGGCUCACUUGAUCCAGACAAGGACAAGCAGAGUGAUACCUUGAAUACAGAAGAGGAUACCCCUGCUCCUAUUCCAGUACAGGUGCAAAGUUCCCAUGAGUUGGAGAGUAUUAUCAUCUUUGAUCUGUGUGCUCUGUCAGAGAUUGCAACAACAAAAUCAGCAAUUUUGAGGUUAUGGAAGCUUUCUCCAAGUACUUAUCAGUUGCUUACUCAACAUCUGGAUGCAUGCGAGUGGAAGAUUGCUGUAUGCCAUCCCUCUGUCCAGUACACCAUUCUUCAUGCCCUUUACACAUACUGUCAGAGGUACAACCAUUUCCUGCCUAGUUCACCAUCAGAGGGUUUGCAUUCAUCACCAGAUGGUGACAUGGUUUCAAUGUUGAGCCUACUCUCCAAAGUGCUCGGAAAUUCCAGUACAUCAGAGGAUUCCAGAAAGCUGUGUCUUGUCUGGUUGGUGGAGAUUUUGGACAGAGCAGUGACCAGUGGUGUCCUGGGAGUGGUUGUUAGGCAUGUGAACCUGGAUUCUAUGGCAGAAAGCAUUUUGCCAUCUUCAUUUGACCAUAAUCUCAGCAUCUCCUUGGAAGUGUCUUUUUGUCUGAAUAUUUUAGUUGAUCUUAAAGUCCUGUCCAGGAACUGCUUAAGGAAAUUUUUUGAAGACUGUGCUGUUCGGUUGAUGGAUUUGAAUAAAGAAGUUUGUAUGAGUUACCAGCAACUUAUAGGAGCAUUACCAAUUGACAUUUUAACAAGCUCCCUCAGCCAGAGCUUGUUUGAGUCUAGAAGAAGUCGAUGUAGAGGCAGUGAACAUGUUGGCAAACCUCUGACAACCAGUUGCAGUGAUGUAUGGUUGGCUCGCAAAGGUCAUAUUAUCAAACCUCCCUCAGGAUCAUUCCAUUCACAUGAUUUUCAGAUUGUUAUGGGAUUCAUUCUGUCUGGUGUUUAUCCCAGCAAAGAAGCCAAUGCAGACUGGUUGUUGAGACUUUUCCACAGUUGCAAUAGAGUUCAGAAGUAUGCAGAAUCAGAGAUGCUUCAGUUUAACAGAUGUGAAUCACUUCUUUGGUUCUGGGCAACUUGGGAAGCAGCUCAGUUUUGCAUUUUGUCUCGUUUACGGACACCGCUUGGCAGAGCUCAAGAAACAUUCCAGGCAAUAGAAGGUGCUUUACAGAUGUUUGAACUGGAUGCUAGAGGAGAACAAGAGGAGAAGAACAAAGUAAAGCAUGAAGAGCCGGGGUCCAAGGAAGAGGAAGGGAAUGAAACAGUUGCUUGUCCAAAAUCAUACACCAACCACCUCCAGUCUGUUCUACUACUACAGUUUGUAGAGAACCUAGAAAAACUCAUGUACAAUGGCUAUGAAGGCUGUGUUGUGGGUCUGCCUUCACCACCCAAGUCUGUUCGGAUAUUUUUCCGCACAAACCGAAGCACUUGUAUGGAGUGGCUUACCAGAGUGAGAAAAGGAGUGAUGACCAUUGGUACUUUGUGUGGCUGUCCUGCAGUAACUGUUUGGCAUGGAUUUCAAACAUUGCAAGAAAUGAAGGCAGCAGGAAACACUAAGGGUGAAGACUUUGACAAAGCUGUGUCACUGACAGCCCAAGCCUUGUGUGAGUUAAAGAGUGCACAUGCUAUCUCUGGUUUAAUGGCCUGGUGUGAGCAAGUUUCUGGUCAGAAAUAUUCUUGGAUGAAUGGCACAGUAACAAAGGCUAAGGGAUGGUAUGAGUGCUCUGCAAAAGAAUACAAAGUAGCAGUGGAAGGUGUGUCUAAAGGAACAGAGAAAGGCCAACAAGAAGAAAGAAAGACAUCUGAAGCUUCCACACCUAGCAUUGUGACAACAUUCCUUGUUGAUGAGGUUGCAGACUGCUAUAUGAAGUUAUCAUCUUGGAGUGAGGUUUCAGAAUGGCAGAAAUAUGUCAGUAACCUCAGGAAACACUGCACAGACUCUGACAUCCAGCAUUCAUUAAUGGCAAAUGUUGACACUAAUUAUGUCAAGGCUUUGAGCAAAUUUGAGGAAUGUGACUUCAUAUCAGUGCGAAACCACCUGCGAUUGGUCCCUGGAGCAGCACUUAACUCUCUGACUGAGAAUCUAAACAAGUCUGCUUGGUCUGCAAAACUUAAUCACCCAGACACAACAUUCAGUCCCGCGUGGGCACCAGACAAAAUUGUGCAGACGGCUGAACUCUCCUUAAUCCAGGCACAGACGCUCUUUUUCACCUCUGGAAAUUUGAAAGCAAAGACAAAGGAAAACAAUUCAAAAGAUGAAAAAAUCAUUCAAACUAUAAAAGAGUGUGUCCGCCAUGCCACUUCACUUUCUGAAGGAGUUCUUCAAAUUGGAACAUUGGGCUGGCCACUGGAAGUGUCUGCCUCUCAUAUCACUCAAUUACAGUUUGCUACGGCUAUGGAAAAUAUAAUAGAAUCCACUCGUCAUCAGGAGGAUUAUUCGCCAUCAUUUUUACGUGGAAUUGGUAAUUUCAAUGUUGAUCACACUCAACACGACUGUGGUGUCCUGAUGAGAGCAUUACGAUUUUGUGGAAACCUUCAUUACCUAGCCAAUACGAUGGGAAAACAUCAAAAUCAGUUGAGAACGGAACUGAUUUCAUUACAGAUGGGAGCAGCUCAACUUGCACGGAAGCAUCACAACUUUAAUCUAGCUUACAAGCUGUUGGUGAAACAAAUUUCAUUGCUUGGAAAUGCAGCAAAGGUUUCACAGGAUGUAAACUGCGGAAAGAAACAGUCUCUUGAGCCAUUAAUGGACAGCUUAAAUGAUCCAUCUUUUGCAACUGCCAAACCAGUUGAUGUGAUGGAAAUUCAACGAGAAUGUUCCAAGUUGGCUUUUGCCAUAGGUCACCCUUCAGAAGCUGUUAAUUUUCUUGCCGAGAGCAUUUCCCAGUAUGCAAACCUGGGAGAUAUUGACUCAAAUGUGGGUGCGUUGAACUCAAAAUCACUACUCACACUUGCCAAAUGGCUGCUUAAUGAUCGGAAGCUUUUAACUGCGGUCACAAAGGUUAACGGAAAUGGUCUCUCUGUAGCGGCAAAAAUCAAUUCAUUGUGUGAGUUAGAGACAAGUUAUGUGAGUCUUAGUCACAGCACCCUUAUCUCCGCGCAAGAAGAAUCCGAGUAUGGUUUGAAUUCCAGCUCUGUCACCAGUGUGGCCAAUGGUAUCACUGAUGCAGAAUCAGUUUGUGGCCAGCUUCUGCACUUGGCCACUAUGCAAGCACCAGAUCUGGGCAAAGUUUGGUUCAACUUGGCUGGGUGGUGUUACCGAUGGGGAAGAAAGACCGUGGAACAAGCCAGCUCAAUGGGAAAUGUAGGUCUUUUACCACAAGAAAAGGAAACAGUCCUGCAGAGUCUACCUCAGAAUGCUCGUCCGGCAGAGGUGGAGUCUGUUAUGCUUGUGCUGGGGCAGGUUCAUGUGACAGCGUACUUCAACCAGGAAGAAGAUAUUGGUGAAGAGGAUCAGCUGUAUGACGACGGACUGGAAAACACCAAGAAGCAGCUUUUGACCGUCUGUCCUGGGUUGCAUGACGCUCAGCCUCAGCUGCUCGAGAAUCUGUUGUCAGUAUGGAGAGGUGUUCGAGACAGACUCUUCAAACACUACCAUUUUGCUGCCAAGGCAUACUUCAUGUAUCUCAAGAUGGGAAGUGAGGAUUUAGAAGUGUCUUCUGGAGCUGUUAAGAAUACAGACCAAACUAAACGCGGGACCAAGAACAGUGACGAUGACAGUAACGUCACAGCCACCUUGAGAUUGCUGCGUCUCCUUGUUAAACACGCCGGUGAGCUCCGUAGCGAACUGGAGGACGGACUGGUAAAGACACCUACAAGACCUUGGAAAGACAUAACUCCUCAACUGUUCUCACGACUGAACCACCCAGAGAGUUAUGUGCGGCAGAGUGUAUCUGAGUUGCUGUGCCGUGUGGGUCAAGAUGCACCACACCUGAUAGUUUAUCCUGCAGUGGUUGGUUGUUCCACAUCUCUCCCAAAGUACUUGCUGAACAAGGGAAAAGAAGGCGAAGGUUUGCUUCCACUUCUUGUGCCCACCGCCCCCGAUGUACCAGCAGAAAACAGCCAAAAUCAAGGUAACCAGACGAGUGAAACCCAAGGCAUCAAGACAGAGAACGAUGCGUUGACUACUUGCUACCAGACUAUUGUUGAAUCCAUCAGGACACACAAUCCUCAGCUGGUCUCUGAACUACAGGGAUUUAUUAUGGAGCUUCGUAGAAUCACUCUGCUCUGGGAAGAACUGUGGCAUGGUUCACUCAUGCAGACUCACCAUGAUGUGACAAGACGGCAACAACAGCUUGAGGAUGAGAUCAAGCGGGUCAGCGGUAACCAGAAUCUGACCAAUCAGCAGAAGGCUACUUUGAUUAGAGAAAAACACAUUGCUAUCAUGAAACCAGUUGUAUUUGCAAUAGAACAGUUGAACAAGAUAACUUGUCAAGAACCUGGCACACCUCAUGAACAGUGGUUCCAGAUGAGUUACAGUAGUGCUAUUCAAUCAGCACUUGAGUCUCUACAAAAUCCACCUGAUCCCGCGGACCACAGAUCCAGCUGGGAGCCCUUUAAACAGCUUCUGCAAGCUUUUCAAGCGAGAUCACAAAAGCGUUCAGCGUACACUCUACAUAUGGAUGAGAUCAGUCCUCCAUUAUCCAGUAUGAAAGGCUCUGCAGUAUAUAUGCCAGGCCAGACACAUUUCAGUGGAAAGAUCGUGACCAUCGAUUCUGUCGUAAGAGAUGUGAACAUCCUCCCCACUAAAACCAAACCCAAGAAGCUGGUAUUCGUUGGAUCUGAUGGGCAGAGGUACGCCUACUUAUUUAAAGGACUUGAAGAUCUUCAUCUUGACGAACGAAUCAUGCAGUUCCUGUCCAUCUGCAACAACAUGUUUACCAGAGUUGACAGCCACAAUUCCCCUCUGUUCUGUGCUCGUCAUUACUCGGUGACUCCUCUUGGGCCGCGGUCAGGUCUUAUUCAGUGGGUAGAUGGUGCUGUUCCUGUGUUUGCGUUGUUUAAACGCUGGCAGCAGAGAGAAGGUGCUUCCGCAGCAUUGAUCAAAACCGCACAGGGUGCGAAUCCACAACCUCCUCCCCCCAUGAAACCAAGUGAACUAUACUACAGCAAAAUGACUCCUGCCCUCAAAGACAAGGGUAUCACAGACCUGAACAGCAGAAGAGAGUGGCCUCUCAGCGUAAUGAAACAUGUUUUGGAAGAACUCAUGAAGGAAACUCCCAAUGAUCUUCUGGCAAAAGAACUGUGGUGUUCCAGCACCAGUGCAGCAGAGUGGUGGCAGAUGACGCAGAGUUAUGCUCGGUCCACGGCUGUCAUGUCCAUGAUUGGUUACAUUAUCGGUCUGGGAGACAGACAUCUGGAUAACAUGCUGGUGGACUUUACAACAGGGGAGGUUGUUCACAUUGAUUACAACGUUUGCUUUGAGAAAGGCAAAGGACUAAGAGUUCCCGAGAAAGUUCCAUUCAGAAUGACACCUAACUUAGAGACUGCUUUGGGAGUAACAGGAGUGGAGGGAGUUUUCCGUCUUUCUUGUGAAGAGGUUUUGAAGAUUCUGAAGCAGGGUCGUGAAACGCUGCUCACUUUAUUGGAAGCUUUUGUAUACGAUCCUCUGGUAGACUGGACCACAGCCAAUGACACUGCUUUUGCCAGUGCAUUCUACGGAGGGGGUGCUCCGGGUGUCACUGACAACAAAAUGAACAAGAAGGAGAUGGAAAGAGAUGUUACACAGAGCUUGUUUUCUUCACGUGUGGCGGAGAUGAAAGUCACUUGGACAAACAACAAGGAUGAAUUGCAGUCUGGCAUGACUAAGCUGGAUGAACAACUGGACACUUACUUGGCGUCACUGAAGCAGUCGAAAUCUCUGGACGUGGCCACUGAAGAACUUAAAGAUCAGCAGGAAACUCUACAAGCGGCCAUUAGUAAUCCUCAACAUCCCUUACACAUGGUACAGGCCAAAUUCGAUGAAAAGAGGAAACUGCAGGCCGACCAUGAUGCAGUUCUGCAAAGCAUCAAUGAAAAACUUGCAGAAUGUCAACAAUGGCAGGUUCAGCACAAGGCUGCAAUGGGGACUGUUCAUGGCCCAAAGCUUGCGGCUCUUGUUGGUGAGGUUUUACAGCCCCUUGAUCUAGGUCUUCCAAGCUUUGCUCCAGCGAUCAAUUUCCUUCAGGGUGCAGGACAAGGCCACAUUGUCAGCCAGUGCGAGCAGCUUGAAACAGAACUGUCAGGCUUACUUCAUCAGGGACGUACCAUGUUCCGCUCAUGUCUGGAUUUGCUGCACACCUAUGCUACUGUCACGUCUCUCUUUCCAUCCGAUUAUGUACAGCAGAACAGAAGCUUUGAAUGGCAGAGUUGGCUUCAGUCUUUGGUGGAAGAUUCCUCAACAAAGAAAUGCCAGGAAGUUAUAGAGGAGAGUGAAAAGCUGCACAACAAACCUGUCGCCGACAGUCCUCUUACUUUGGCUGAAGUGACCGGGUUUAUGGCCAUGGAAGUGAAAUUACAGAGCAGUUUGACAGAACAGAAUGCUAAGUUUAUUAAGUUCUCUGAACGUCGAAAACAAGAGAGUGUCGAGACAACAUUCCUAAGUAAGGCUGUGGGUGAAGCUUAUGCUGCCCUGAAAAAGUACAUUACAGGGAAGCAGCCUGCGUCCUACCGUUGUCUUACUGGUGUACUGAUUACUGCGUUGUGUUCCUUGAACAAGAGGUGUCUGGCAAUGGAGAAGACAGCCAAAGUCGCCAAAGACAGAUUAUCUGAUCUCACAUCAAGAGAAGGAGACUGGUUUCUUGACGAACUGUGCUCCAUGAGCGGGAAUGUCAAUCAACUAUUAUUGUUAUUGAAGGAUCAUCAAAUGGAGGUAAAAGACAACCAGCAGGCCAUUCUUGGACAAGCACAGUAUUCCAUGAAAGCUGUUUUAACAGUGCAGAGGGUUUUUUUGGCUUUACAGGAGCUGAUGACAAACUUCAGGACAAUCAUUGUCCCAGAAGCAUUCAAGAGCAUCUAUAUUGAAGACCCGAGUGUGUUUACUGUAAUACAACAGGUUCAGACUGUGGCUCAUACACAGAAAAUAAGUUUGAGAGAACUUGCCGAGAACGUAGAAGCUCGUCUUUUGGAAGGACACAUCUCUAAUGAGACGGCACAGAAACACAGCCCAGAGGAAGUUGAUGCAGUAAUUCAAGAGUUGCUUACGCAGUUUGAGAAGCUUCUGCUGACCAGCAAAAUAUCUGGCUCUGACUCAGGUGAGGACAGCAGUAGUACAAUGACAUCUGGACAGAUGCUGUUGGCUGGAUUCAAUGGUCUGUUUACCAAAGUUGCUAGUGAACUGUCGGACAUGUUUACAGCUUUUGAGCGAGUUCACUUUGACAAGCGCGAGUUAAAGUUUGACGUAGUACGAGAUGCACAAAAUCUCCAGGUAACAAACAGUGCAAAAAAUGCUGAACUCCUCAGCAAGUUGUUCUUUCUCAAGAGGCUGGAAGUCAUCAUCUCCUUCUUCAAAAGCUGUAGACUGGUUACCUUGACACUAAAAGGUGUGUCUCACUCAGGAAGCAUGCCGGGUGCUGCAAACUGCACUACUGAGCCGUCGACCGACUUGUUUACGAAUUCGGACAGCGGUCAUGGUGAGAGCAAAGUCUGGAAUCCCGACAAGUGCUACAGUGAAGAUGACCUAGCAGUACAUGUGAAGCAUUUUAUCGCUGAUUGCGUGCAGCAGUGCAUUAUGGGCUUGCCGUCCCAGGCUCUGGCUGCGGUGAUUAUCAAGUUCGCCAUAAUAUUGGGAAGUAAGGGAGACAAAGAGGUUCUCAACGAGGAAGGUGUUGUUAUACUGGAAGAUUAUUGCAAGAAGGUUGUUGAUGGCAAUGUUACCAGUGGAAUGAUUAAGUCGAAGCAACUCUCGCAGAUUACAAGCUUGACAAGUUCUUAUGACGUAGCCUGGAGAAAACAUGACUUUGCUAAACGUCUGGAUAACAACAUGAACAUUUACAAAGGUGUAGUACAGCGGGCUCAGCUUCAACUGGCCAGAUUUCAGUGGCUGUACGAAGAUAAUUUGCUGCAAUGUCCGAUGCGUGGAAGCAGCAUGAUCACACCAGCACGAGCUACCAUUAUGGCGGACCUCAAAAAGCGUGUCCAAGGUCUGAUUCAUAUGGAUUCGGUUGUGAAAGGCGUGGAAGAGAAGUUAGCCGCUCAGGAGUCGAGUAUUGAACAACGCCUCAAGUGGGCAGCCGGAGCAAACCCUGCAUUGAACCCAGUGCUACAGAACUUUGAGCAAACUUUAGCAGCUAGAAAGAUGCUGAUGACAGUGGAGAGUAAACAUUCUUCAGAUAUCUGCAGCUUGUCAAAUGCCAUACUACACUGCGAGGCCUUACGAACACACACAGCAGACGCUCUUGGCGUGGACAAAGUCAUGACAACUUUGAUCCAAAGGUGUCAACAAAGUUCUGCUGAGAUAGAGAGUUGUUCCGAGAAACUCCAUGACGUGACCGAGGUAGCAAAGAAAGUGAAAGUAUCGUAUCCACCAGAGGCGCCAAUCACUCUAGACUGGAUGAAGAACAAGUUGGACACUGUGGGACAGGAGAUGGCGUCCUUCAAGGCGAGAAAGACACAAGUCGGUCAGGCUAUCAUGGCUAAUAGAGACUCGAUCAAGUUGCAGGCAAGCUCGGUGAAAACUAUAAUGGUGGCUCAUCAACAGCUCAUUGGUGAUGUGAAGUCUAUGUUGACUACAAUGGCAAAGGACGAAGAAGCAGCAGAAUCUCGCCAAGCCAAGCUGUUUAUUUCCACUCAUAACCGCCAAUCGGAAGAGUGUGCGCAGCUGAUUAAAAGCAUCCUGGCAGUUUGUGGAGGAAAGAUCAGUGAUGGCAAAGAUCAUAUAGAAGAUAACAUUGCCGACAUUAAGUCCAUGGUGAAGUCCAUCAAGUCUCUAGUUCAGUGGGUUCAUGACCAUCUUUUGUCACUGGCAUCACCACUUGUUCCGGACGAGUCAGGCGCCAGUGGAGGGAAGACGCCCAUUGCUGCUCCUCCUCCCACCUUUGCGUCAGCCCUUCGUCAAGGUAGCGGGUCCAUCACGCCGAGUAGUAAGGAAUCUGGAUCAUCGGAUGUUGGUUCUCCUCACCCAGUUAUCUUACAAAGAGACAUGACAGCGAGCCCUUCAGGUGCUAGUUCACCAACUGCUUCUUCCAGGGUCAUGGCAGUUGCAAGUCCCAGAAGAAUUUCAUCGGCUAAUCUGGCGAGAGAUCCCAGAACUGGCAAAGCUCUUCAGGAGAGGAACACGUAUGCGAUCAGUGUGUGGCGACGAGUUAAAGCAAAACUGGAAGGUAGAGAUCAGGAUAACAAGAAAAUGUCCAUUGCUGACCAGGUUGACUUCGUUAUUCGUGAAUCCCGAAGUGUGGACAAUUUGUGUCAGAUGUAUGAGGGAUGGACUGCAUGGGUGUGACGUCAUCAACAUGGAAGCAGCUGUCAAUAUGAGUAUGAUGCACUUCAGUAGCAAGAGCUAACAAGGACCAACCACAGCCAUCUUCGUAGCAUCAAAGAAAGCCGUGAACACGUUCGGCAGCUUUACUAAGGCUACAUACUGCCAUGUAGCUAACAACAACAACAACAACAACAACAACAACAACAACAAGUAUUUAUCAUUCAAAAGUAAACGGCAGGCCGGCGACCUUGCCUUAAUGAUGCUUGCACAACUAAAAAAAGAAUUCAAUUGUAAUGGCGAUACAUUGUAUGUGGUUUGGCGCGCCGCAAGCUUGGUUUAAUUCUGUUCCUGGCGUUUGUUAUGCCUUUGGUAUAGAGAGGGAAAAUUAGGUAGAUCACACCUCUUGGCUUUGUGAAUUUCAAAUCCACCAUUAUUCCAUUUUGCUAAGCAGAGGCACUAAAAGCAAAGUUUUGAGAAAUAAUCAAUUCCCUGGAAGUUAAAGAAUCUAGAACUAAAGUUGUUGCAAAGUCUGUUGUCUACAUCAUAGAUCAGAAAAAAGACUAACAAAACCUAAGAUAGUGAUUUGAAGAACAACAAUGAACUAUAGCUCCUUAGUUGUCCUUUCUACAUCCGAGAUUGCAUAGGUGCAUUAGUGAUUGUAAGGUAGCACAAGCAACCAUUUAGACCAUCUGAAAAGGAAGCCUAAAAAAAAAAAACCCGCGGUUUUCGUUAACUAUAAUUGUUAAAGUACCUGUAACUGGUAAGUUAAAGGAUCUUCAGCAAAAUUCAAGAAAGAUCAACUAAACAUUCCAAAUGUAAGGAAUGUUACGUAGAACCAUUUGCUGUAGGGUAGGUAUUCGAACGUAGUUUGGUAGACAUGCUUCUGUCGAGGUAAACUAUAUCUCCUCCGGUGAUCUUAACUUGUGAGAAGCAACAUAGCGUGAUAGCAGCACGCUUGCAUUACUUCACCAGAGUUAUUUGACCAGCACAGUUCGUGCUGCAAACGUCCAUCAACCAGCAAGUUUGGUGAAUUUCUUUUUGAGCUUCGUAUUCUUUUAAUUCGUAUAAGAUGUUUUUUUUUUUGUGUCGAUUUUAUUUAUUCUUGAUUUGAGGCUUAACGCUGUUUACUUUUCCUUCGUUGUAUGCCAGUUAGUGUUUCUUUUCUUGUUCGAGGAAUUUUUGAAAAAAUGUAACUUACAGAGUGACCUUGCAGAAUUAGCACUGUAUGCUUGUUAUGCUUUAUCGACAAUUUGGUUGAUUUUUAAGCCUAUGAGAAUGCAUCUGAGAAACUGCUCAACCCCGCCCCCCCCCCGGAAUAAUAUGAAUAUUAUUCCAGAGGGAAUUCUUCACAAUUAUCGUAAGAACAUUCCUGUGUAGAAGGUCUCUAUUGUAUUAAGGAAGACCAAUCCUUUUGUUCACCGGAAAAACGCGAAAGUAAUUUGCGAGAUACGUUUUACUUUCCUCUCGGAGACCAGUCUCAUUGAGGCGAUAGAAACAACCGGGGGAGGAUCCGGUCGGUUAGCUUGUUUUUCUCUUGUUCCGAAUCUUUUCGAAAUCGUCGCCAAAAACUAAAGAAAUGUAUUCCACAUCUAUUAAUUUAACAUCUAUUGCAGAUUUUUAAGCCUCAAUCAGAGGAUAACUCUACCAUCCCUUCAAACUGAAGAGUCUUCAAAUUUGUUACUUUCAGUUUACCCAACUUUACUGAGGUUACCUAGGGCAUGCAGUAUGAAUUGUCAGCAGUAAAAACCUGUAAUCGUGGUUAAAACAUUAGCUCGAUUUGUGCCCGACUAGGUUUGUAGGUUUUUAAUCUCUAGCCCGAAUAUCGACUCUGUUGUGGUCCCUUUGUUUAGAUCCUCACUGGGACCUUGUCUAAUAUGACCCUGGUAGGGCUUGUGGUGUUGGGUAUUGUUGAACGCUAUUUUUACAGUUGUGAUUUUGACUUUGUCGUGUUACUGAUAGCAGAUGACAAACUCAGUUUCUUUUCGUUUUUUGGUAAUUUUUUUCAGUAAGACUGAGGACUUGAAUUAAACAAGUUUACCGUUGAAGUUUUCCCUUUGUCCUUCGCCAAAUUAUGUCAAACUUACGAUAUUUACUGCCAGAGAUAAACCAAGUACUUAAGCUGCAAUUCUAUUCUUGUUGAGCAUUUCAUCUUUGAAUUAACCGUUAUAUUGUGAACCGUUUGACUCGUUAAUUUCUUCAUUAUAUAUGCUAAUAAAAUGUAACCAAAAACAAA
This is a messenger RNA of Stylophora pistillata, 13473 nucleotides long. Its product is annotated as serine/threonine-protein kinase SMG1. NCBI's taxonomy places the organism in Eukaryota, Metazoa, Cnidaria, Anthozoa, Scleractinia, Pocilloporidae. The record is from RefSeq and is a predicted model, not a curated record. Gene Ontology annotation, cellular component: nucleus. Gene Ontology annotation, biological process: nuclear-transcribed mRNA catabolic process, nonsense-mediated decay; phosphorylation. Gene Ontology annotation, molecular function: protein serine/threonine kinase activity; protein binding.